Colius striatus (speckled mousebird) is the source of this 1284-nucleotide messenger RNA. RefSeq names its product anaphase promoting complex subunit 10 (gene ANAPC10). The transcript is spliced from 6 exons. The coding region runs from base 580 to 1137 and encodes 185 amino acids. Gene Ontology annotation, biological process: protein K11-linked ubiquitination; anaphase-promoting complex-dependent catabolic process. Gene Ontology annotation, cellular component: anaphase-promoting complex. The record is from RefSeq and is a predicted model, not a curated record. NCBI's taxonomy places the organism in Eukaryota, Metazoa, Chordata, Aves, Coliiformes, Coliidae.
GAGGGGCGCGGCCGGGGCUGCCUGCGCGCGCGCUAGGGACGCGACGGCCCGUGACGCCAUCUCCGGGGGACGCUGCCGGAGAGGCGUGUUACCCGCCAAGUGUGUCCGGAACCCCGGUUGCCCGCCCCCUCCCUGGAGCGCUCCACGAGGGGACGCCGGGCCGUCACGGCCGGCGGCAGCUCGGCCUCGACAGGUGGCCGCAAGUCCCGCCCCUGACCGGGGCCCCAGCACGCGCCGAGCUCCACCUCCCGCCUCGGGUGAACGCGGCACCUGCCGGCGGGCUGCACCCCUCCCCUCGCCUUGCCGCCCGCCGUUCUCGUUUUGAACCGGCCUCUCGCGGCGUACGCGGCUCUGCGCGUGCGCGGCGGGAGCUGCCGCGGUAGCUCCCUCGGCGGGCGGAGUGUGCGUCGCCGGGCGGCUUCGUGCCCUCGCGGAGGUGGCGGACCCUGACAGCCUGUCGCCGGCCUUGCCACGUCUUCGCCCUCCCUUCACCCGCCGCAGCGGCCGCGAAGAUCAGGUUGAUGAAACACUGAAACUGGUUGUCCCCAAAGAUGAUGAAAUUUCUUUUGUUGAGGAAAAAUGACUACCCCAAACAAGACACCACCUGGUGCUGACCCAAAGCAGUUAGAGAGGACUGGUACUGUUAGAGAAAUAGGCUCGCAAGCAGUUUGGUCUCUUUCAUCCUGUAAGCCAGGAUUUGGAGUGGAUCAGUUACGAGAUGAUAAUCUAGAAACUUACUGGCAGUCAGAUGGAUCACAGCCUCAUUUGGUGAACAUUCAAUUUAGAAGAAAAACAACAGUGAAGACGUUAUGUAUUUAUGCAGACUACAAAUCUGAUGAAAGUUACACUCCGAGCAAAAUAUCUGUCAGAGUAGGAAAUAAUUUUCAUAAUCUCCAGGAAAUCCGGCAACUUGAAUUAGUGGAACCAAGCGGCUGGAUUCAUGUUCCUUUAACAGAUACCCAUAAGAAGCCUAUUCGCACGUUUAUGAUUCAGAUUGCUGUUCUAGCUAAUCACCAAAAUGGAAGAGACACUCACAUGAGACAAAUCAAAGUGUACACCCCAGUGGAAGAGAGCUCUAUUGGUAAAUUUCCCAGAUGUACCACAAUUGAUUUCAUGAUGUAUCGCUCUAUAAGAUAAAAUUUCUUAAUGAGAAAUAAUAAAGACAUUUGUUUGGUGAUGGUAUCAUUGCAUAAGUAUUCAGAGCAGGGUUUACUUCAGUGUAAUUAUAUUUUUAUGUUUAUACUUUGUAUGAUUUUGAAAUAAAGGUAAGCUCGUAUUACAGUA